Molecule: messenger RNA, 1431 nt
Organism: Manihot esculenta (cassava)
Lineage: Eukaryota; Viridiplantae; Streptophyta; Magnoliopsida; Malpighiales; Euphorbiaceae
Exons: 1
Coding region: 325-1188 (287 amino acids)
Source: RefSeq, a predicted model, not a curated record
AGAACCGUCAAGAUUCAAAAACCUUUCUCUCCACCUAAAUAUAUCGCGAUAUUUUCCAAACUCUACCGCCAGACAUUUCGAUCCCCCUUUCCACGCUCUUUCUCUCGCUCUUGUUUAUACAAUAUAUAAACCAUAAACGGGUUGCGGCCUCGAGCACAGAAAAAUUUGAAACAAUCUUCGUACUUCUCUCCUUGCACCCAACGCAACCGCCGCCCACCGCCACCACUAUCAUUAAAACCUUGUCUCUUUCACUCGUCUGUAACACCUACUAGGCCAAUUUGGAAGACUGGACGAAAGUGAAGCGCCUUCUGUGUAGGUAGAGAAAUGCAGGUGAUGAGUUCGAAAUCGGCUGUCUCCGUACAUCAAGGUUCCAAUUCUUGCUCCGCUACCGAGUUGGCGGAGAUUGCCGGUAAAUUUGAGGAGGAUUUUAGCUUGAAAUUGAAACUAAAUGAAGCUACAGAAAAUGAAUUAGAGAGCUUAAAGGAUGAGAAACCGCUGCAUGAAGAAGAGAGACAGGUUGAAGAGGAGGACGAGGAGUUUAGUUUUGCUUGCUUGAAUCCUGAUGGAUCGCCGAUAACCGCCGACUGCAUUUUCCAAGACGGUCAGAUCCGUCCCUUUUUUCCUUUGUUCAACAGAGACCUCUUAUUUGCCGAUGAUUCGGAAGCUAAAAGCUCCUCCGUGUCAGCUCUCCGGCUUCCGUUGAGGAAGGUGUAUGUGGAAGAGCGAGUCCAAGCGUCGUCAGCUUCAUCCUCGGAAGCGGAUGAACCGGAGGGGCCGUUCUGCGUUUGGGAAAGGAAAGCCGUCGAGGCGUCCCCGGAGGUCUGCAAAAAAAGCAACUCUACCGGAUUUUCAAAGCUAAGGAGGUUUCGAGAACUGGUACUCCGAAGCAACAGCGACGGAAAGGACGCAUUCGUCUUCUUAAAUCACCAGAACCAUAACAAUAAUCCUUCAAGUAUAACAGAAUCAGCCAGUACCAAAACUAAAAAGGCUAAGGAAAGCGAAAAAGGCGUCGAGAAAAAGCGAACGCCAGUGGCGAAGAACGGAGGAAAGGCACCGUCGGCUCACGAGAGGCUCUACUUGAGCAAUAGAGCCAUGAAAGAGGAGCAUAAACGGAAAUCGUAUCUACCGUAUCGUGUCGGGUUUUUCACUUAUGCAAACGGGCUGACCGGAAAUGUGCAUCCGUAUUAAGUUCGUAGCAGGGAGCCAGGAUCAUUAUCGAGUGUCCACUUUCUUUUCUUUCUUCUACAGACUUAAUUAAUUAAUUUAUUGUUAUUAUUAUUAUUUUAAAAUUUAAACUGUAAAGUGGGUUAUAUAUUAGAAGUUAUGUCCUUCAUAGAGUUGGUUAUAACUGGAAUGAUUCUAUAAUCUUGUGAUUUUGAUGGGCUAGUAUUUAAGCUGAUAUUUUAAUUUUAACUAUAAUUUUCUCCAUUA